Messenger RNA from Sinocyclocheilus grahami, 1791 nucleotides. Its product is annotated as synapse differentiation-inducing gene protein 1-like. Gene Ontology annotation, biological process: positive regulation of synapse assembly; synaptic vesicle clustering. Gene Ontology annotation, cellular component: synaptic vesicle membrane; postsynaptic density membrane; excitatory synapse. The transcript has 4 exons. Bases 359 to 1195 code for a protein of 278 amino acids. The record is from RefSeq and is a predicted model, not a curated record. NCBI's taxonomy places the organism in Eukaryota, Metazoa, Chordata, Actinopteri, Cypriniformes, Cyprinidae.
AUGCGUCUUUACGCGUAUAACUAGUCUUAACGCAGUCGUAUUAAAACGGCUGGCAAAAUGCAGUAUAAUCGACAUCGUGUCCGCAUGAAAGCUUUUUGCUGGUGAUUUCCCCCCCACUCUUGAUAGAUGACUUCUCGAAAGGGGGACAACAACUGGACACUUUGGACUUUUAUUUAUUACUCGGCUCCAAAAAUAAAACUGUAGACGGAUAUCAGACUCGAAUGUUUCCCAGUCGUUGAGAUUAUUCGUUGCUCAGCUGAACAUUCACCUCGGAGGGAAAGCGGGGAGUGAUACUUGAACCUCAUGCCUCCUCAAAGCCGUUCAUGAGUCAAGCCUUCCUCCACACCAACAGACCAGCAUGGAGAAAGGGGUCCGAACACGACUAGAAACAGGAGCGGCAGAUGAGAAAGACCCUCUUACUCAAGGGAAGACCCCAUUAGCGGGGAGUGCGGACUUGGGACAUGAAUUUUGCAAACGUAAUGGUUUGAUCAAUACCCACAACUUAAUGGUGGAGAAUAAGGAAGGACUGGUGUCGGUCUAUUCUGCCCCGCAGUACCAGGGCCAUGUGGUGUCCAAGGACAUAAAUGGGACACCGGAUGUUCGAGGACCCCCACAGUUGCUCAACCCCAGCGCCCUGCCCCAGGCUAUAGACCACUACUACAGACCCAGCCUCCUUCUGUACCCCGAGAGCGUGUUGAGAGCAUGGGGAGAGGGGGGGGACUGCUGCGAGACCACCUUCAUUGAGGAGAUGACCCCUGCCUCGUGCGGCUCCGCCGUCGCUAAAGAUGGAAUUCUGUUCACCGACAGCAAGCUUCUGGAUCUCUCAAUGGAAGACGCCAAGAUCCAGACGCUCUGCUAUGAUGUAGAUGAAGACGAUGAUGAAUUUCAGGAACUCGAGAGUGAGUACUCAAGUGACUCAGAGAGUGAAGACAAUUUCCUCCUGAUGCCUCCGAGGGACCACCUGGGCCUCAGUGUUUUCUCCAUGAUCUGCUGUUUCUGGCCCCUGGGCAUUGCAGCUUUCUACCUGUCUCACGAGACUAACAAAGCGGUGACUAAAGGAGACUUUCACCACGCCAGCUCCAGCUCCAGACGUGCGCUCUUCCUCGCCGUACUGUCCAUCACCAUCGGGACUGGCAUCUACGUGGGUGUGGCUGUGGCCCUUAUCGCAUACCUCUCCAAAAACAAUCACUUGUAGCCUUCCCAUGCCCAAAACCACUCUCACGGUCGGAUAAAGACUGGUUAAUUUUGGGAUCAGCUUUUUGGGAAAACACCCAAUGGUCACGAUACAGGACUCACCAGCAAUGUGUUCCACUCCUGCACUUUUAAAAGUCGUUUCCAUUUCGUUGGGAAGAUCAUUGUUUGUGUAAACUGUCUUGAUCACUUUUCUGCGUUUUCAUGUGAACGUGCCGCCACCACUAUUGUUUUUUUCUUUGCGCUCAGUGUUUGUGCAAGUGCAACUACACACAAGAUUUUGGCCAAGUUAAAGUCGAUAUGAAAUCAAAAUGGGCCUGAUUUAUUUUCUUAAUGCAUGUUCUUAAAAAUAGUUCUUCCAUAUUGUGCACGUUUUUCCAAAAAAAUUAUUCACCAAAAUGGAUUUAUUUGCUCUGCCACUGCACAACUUUCCUUUUUGUCAUCAGAUGGAUGGCCAAUCCAGGCAAUUUCCAAUGGAUGAAAUCAGGGGCCGGUUGCACCAGCUGUGCGCAAGUUACAUUGCCUAAUUUUGAUGUUAAAGCGCAUUAAAUUACAACUUAGGCACUAUUAAAUAUUUUUGAAUUGCACCAACUCUACGUA